This is a messenger RNA of Ostrea edulis (European flat oyster), 2736 nucleotides long. RefSeq lists its product as uncharacterized. The coding region runs from base 1 to 2736 and encodes 911 amino acids. Gene Ontology annotation, molecular function: nucleic acid binding. Gene Ontology annotation, biological process: DNA integration. The transcript has a single exon. NCBI's taxonomy places the organism in Eukaryota, Metazoa, Mollusca, Bivalvia, Ostreida, Ostreidae. The record is from RefSeq and is a predicted model, not a curated record.
AUGACUAGACAUGUGUUUGGUAAUUCUACCUCACCUUCCAUCGCUAAUUAUGGAUUCCGGAAAAUUGUCGAGGGCGCGGAUAAGGAUGUACAAGACCUCAUCAAUGAAAAUUUCUAUGUAGACGAUGGAUUAGUGUCUUGUAAAACCGUGGACCAAACAGUUGACCUCGUGCUUCGAGCUCAGCAAACGCUGCAGGAUAGAGGGAGGGUAAAACUCCACAAGUUUGCCUCGAACAGUAGGCAUGUACUCAACGCUUUGGAUCAAGCUGAUUUAGCCAAGAAUCUGAAGGACUUAGACUUAGGAACUGCUGCACUUCCUACUCAGAGAAGUCUAGGACUUUUAUGGAAUACUGAAAGUGACUCUUUCAUAUUUAGCGUGAAUCAGGUGGAAAAACCAUACACCAGACGUGGCCUGUUGUCAACCAUCAACAGUGUCUUUGAUCCUAUUGGAUUUGUACAACCUGUCGUUAUCGAAGGGAAAAUUCUUCUUCGCGAGAUGAUGUCCGUCACUAAGAAAACUGACUGGGACGACCCAUUACCAGAGGCCUUACACGACAAAUGGGUCUCGUGGAUACAUUCAUUAGCCUGUCUCGAGGAGCUUCAUAUUCCUAGAAUGUACAGUGACAUUUCGUUUGAAGACGCCAUCCGCAGAGAAGUCUUGGUCUUUGCAGAUGCUUCAAAGAACGCAAUAGCUGCCUCAGCAUACCUCAAACUUUAUGAUGUCAAUAGAUCAACUAUCAGCUUCCUAAUGGGCAAGGCUAAGGUGGCACCCAAUCAUGGCCAUUCAAUCCCUCGAUUGGAAUUAUGUGCAGCGGUCCUCGCUACAGAAAUUGCAGAAAGCAUAGCAGAACAGUUGAGCAUUCACAAGGACAACUUUAGUUUCUUCACGGACAGCCAAGUGGUACUUGGAUAUAUCUCCAAUGAGUGUAGGAGAUUCUAUAUCUACGUAGGGAACAGAGUGAGCAGAAUCCGACUCUUUAGCCAACCAUCCCAGUGGCAUUAUAUUGCAUCAGAGCGUAAUCCUGCUGAUGUAGCGACCCGCGGUCUACAUGCAUCAAACCUGUCUGGCUCGUUAUGGCUCAACUGCCCAGAGGAUACCUUGGACGUUGUAUCAGAUACAGGUUACGGUCUUGUUAAUCCAGAGCAGGAUGUAGAAAUUCGUCCAGAAGUAACUUGCGCGUUGCAAUCUGUGGAAAUCAAGGAUAUUGCGAAACCUGGGGUUCCAUUUUCAGACUUCUUCUCUAGAUUUUCAUCAUGGAACAAGCUACUCCGUGUUAUUGCUCGUAUCAAGUUUUGGGCUUGUCGACAUCGCAAGGAUGGGCAUUCACCUACUCGCUUUGAUGACCCUGAGCUAUUGAGAAAUAGUGAACUUGCGAUCAUUGCAUGUGUGCAAAGAGACAUAUUCGCAGAGGAGAUAAGUUGUAUCAAAGACAGAAACAGAAUUCCACGCAACAGUCCACUUAAAUCCCUCUCACCCGUCAUUACAAAUUGUGUUCUUCGAAUUGGUGGAAGAUUGAACAAUGCACUUAACACUGAUAUCACUGAGCAUUUGUGUAAUCCUAUCAUACUUCCAAAGAACCACCACAUUACUCGCUUGGUUAUAAGGCAUUACCAUCAUGAGACGUACCACCAAGGUCGACAUUUUACGGAGGGUGCCGUCCGCUCUGCUGGAUAUUGGGUAAUAGGAAUGAAGAGAAUGAUUUCCGCAGAGAUCAGCCGAUGUGUAGUGUGUCGCAAAUUACGUGGUAAUCUUGGCCAUCAAAAAAUGUCGGAUCUUCCUGAAGACCGUUGCAGAGCCAGUCCGCCCUUCUCUUACGUGGGAGUGGACACCUUUGGCCCUUGGGCAAUUGCGUUUCGACGGACAAGGGGUAGAAGUGCAAAUCAGAAACGGUGGGCAUUGUUAUUUACAUGUCUAGUAACCAGGGCAAUUCACAUUGAGGUUAUAGAACAGCUCUCAAGUUCCUCCUUCAUAAAUGCGCUAAGACGAUUUGUCUCCAUACGCGGACCAGUUACGCAAUUUCGCUCCGACAGGGGAACGAAUUUUAUUGGAGCAUCCGAGGAUCUUGCCAUUGACGCUCAAUUUAUUGAGAGAGGACCUGUAUCAGACUUUCUGUCAAGCUCACGCACUGUGUGGAAGUUUAACCCGCCAUAUGCUCCACAUAUGGGAGGGUCAUGGGAGAGACUAAUUGGAACAGUGAAACGCAUACUCGAUUCUAUGCUGUUGCAACAUAAAGGGAAGACCUUGACUCACGAAGAACUCGCCACACUCAUGUCAGAGAUAUGCGCGAUUGUCAACAACCGACCCUUAGUGGAUGUGUCUUCUGACCCAGAGUCGCCCAACAUAAUUACUCCGUCAAUGCUACUUACAACGAAAACCAAAUCUGAUGUCAAUCCAUUUUCUUCAUUUGGCACCAAGGAUGCACUAAAGUCUGCAUGGAAAAAUGUGCAAGUGAUGACAGAUGCGUUUUGGCGUAGAUGGAAAUUGGAAUACUUGCACCGGCUGCAAGGACGUGUUAAGUGGCAGGAACAGUCUAGAAAUCUCAAAGUUGGAGAUCUCGUUUUAGUCAAAGACAUUGACUCUUCACGCAAUAACUGGCCAACCGGACUUGUUCAGAAAACCUUUGAAAGUAAAGAUGGUCUUGUUAGAAAAGUUGAAGUUGCUGUGGUUAGGGAUGGUAGACGUGCUUUGUAUGUUAGACCUAUCACAGAUCUUGUAACACUUCUAGAGGUUGAAUGA